Molecule: messenger RNA, 3786 nt
Organism: Dictyostelium purpureum
Lineage: Eukaryota; Evosea; Eumycetozoa; Dictyosteliales; Dictyosteliaceae
Exons: 5
Coding region: 1-3786 (1261 amino acids)
Biological process (GO): protein localization to phagophore assembly site; endoplasmic reticulum to Golgi vesicle-mediated transport
Cellular component (GO): TRAPPIII protein complex; phagophore assembly site; cytoplasmic vesicle
Molecular function (GO): protein binding
Source: RefSeq, a predicted model, not a curated record
AUGCUAUUUAAAGAUUUAAAAUAUUCAAUUAACUCUUGGAUUACACCUAGUGUUUUAAUUAUAUCAUCUCCAUCAGUUGGUAAAAUAUUUCAAAAAUCUGGUAAUACAUCAUUAGAACAAGUUUUUGCACAAUAUAUUUUAGAAAAGAAAAAAGUUAACGUUAAAGUACACGAUCAAACUUAUGAAAUGAAUGAUUUUAAAGUUAAUUUUAUAUCACCACAAUAUUUUGAUCAACAAACCCAAAGUCAAAUUUUAAAAGAUACAGCAUCAUCAAUUGAUUCUUUAGCAACUGAUGAAUACUAUCCAAAUUUUAAAUUAAGAUCAAAACAAGAUGUACAAUAUUUCAAUAAAAUUUGUUCUGAACCAACACCAUGGUUUGAAAAGUAUAGAUAUCAAUUUAUAAAAUCACUACAUAAUUUAGAUUUAGAAACAUUUACACAUCCAAUCGCAAUUAUUUUAGCAACAUCAUCAGAAGAUUCAAAUCCAAUUGGUUUAUUAGUAAAAAUGUUUGAUUCAGCAAAACCACCACCAAUUUUUCAACAAUUAGGUAUUGAAGCUGCAAAUAUCCCAAAAAUAUAUAUGUUGGUACAUCCAGAUAACUCACAUGCAGAAAGUGAAAAACGUUUAGGUGAAAUGAAACAAACCUUUGGUUCAUCCCAAUCUUAUUUAUUAAGAGUUAAUACAAAAGAAGAUCAUUGUGGUUUAGGUUAUGAUCAUUCAACUGCUCAUUUAAAUCCAUUGGCCCCAAUUAUUAAUGACAUUUUAUCAAAACAUAUCCCAGUUUAUUUCGAAAAAGCUAUUGGCGAAUUAAAUGAAAAUAUUGCAACAAAUAAAAAAAGUUUCUUUUCUAAAGUUAAAGCAUUUAGAUUUGGCGGUAAAAAAACAAAUGAAAGUGAAUCAGAUAGUAAUAGUCCCAACAAUUCAUCAACAGUCGAACAAUCACUUAGAAAGGUUGGUGAUCUUUAUUUCUUAUUGCAAGAUUAUGAAAAUGCUUUAUCAAAUUAUAAAACUUUAGCCAAAGAAUUCAACAGUGAUAAAUCACCAAAUUUUUAUGCCUCUGCAAAUGAAAUGAUAGGUUUAUGUAAUUAUAUGAUGAACAAGGAAAGUGAAUCAUAUUUUGAAAUUGCAUAUAAUAAUUAUAUUAAAGGUAGUUUGGUACACUGCGCGGCAAGAGUAGCAAUGAUUCAUGGGUAUAUUAUGAAGAAGAAAUCAAAUUUUAAAGGUGUUUCAGAUUUAUUUAAACAAACUGCAGAAAUUAGAGAUAUCGAUCCAUUUUGUUCAGCUAUACUAUGGGAGCAAGCAGGUUUUUCAUUACUACAUACAACACCAUCACCAUUAUUUAGAAAAGCAACCAUGAGAAUAGUUAUGGCAGGAGAUAAAUAUUCAGAAGCAGCCAAAAGAAAACAUGCACUUCGUUGUUAUAGUUUCUCUUAUUCAGUUUAUGAAGGUAGAGAUUGGAAUUUAAUUGAUGAUCAUUUACAUUUAUCAUUAGUUAGAUAUUCAUUCUUCCAAGGUAAUACCAGCGAUGCAAUAUUAUUUGUAAACAAAUUACUCGAAAAGAAUUGUCAAACCUUCCAAAAACAAAACUCAAUCAUUAGAGAGUUUUUAUAUAUCAGUAAGAACUAUGGUACAAAUAAAGAAAACUAUAUAGGCGAGUUACCAAUUCCAUCAAUUCAUAACGAAAGUAUCUCAGUUCAUUUGAAUGAUUAUUCACCAGAUGGAAGUCAAUCAGUAUGGCAAGAGAUGGAAGAAGCCUUCAAGAAAGAAGCCCAGGUCAUUAGCAAACCACUAUUACAAGGUUUUGAUCUUUGGAAGAGAGAUUUGUAUUUCGAAACUGAAAAAGAAAGAACAGCGGUAGUUGAGGAGCAAAUUACAGUCGAAGUUGAAAUUAAGAAUCCACUUCAAAUUCCAUUACAGUUUAAUCGUGUUCAUUUAGUUGCCACCUAUAAAGAAAAUGAUGCAUCAAAUACUGAUGGAGCCAUCGAAGAAUCCAAUAUGUCACCACUAGAUGACGAGAAUAUGAAGCGUAUGAUGGACGGAUCCACUCCAUUCAAGGUUGAACCAUUGGAUAUUUUAUUGUUACCAACAGAAGUAAAGAAAAUAACCUUCUCUAUCCAACCAAUGAGACCAGGUUUAUUACAAGUCAAAGGUUUAGGUUUAUGUAUGUGUGGUGCUGUAUGGGGCAAACGUGAAUUUAAACUAAAGCAAAAACGUCUCAAUAAGACCAGACAACAAAGAGAAUCCGUUGUAUACGAACAAAAUCUUUCUUUAACUUUCCGUGUUACAUCACCAAUGCCACGUUUAGAAGCUCAAUUUUUAGAAUUCCCAGAUGCUCUCUACCACGGUGAAUUAAGACAAGCCAAGCUCCAAUUAAAGAAUUGUAGUAAUAAAAUGGGUUUAAAGAAUGUUCGUGUUCGUCUUAGUCAUCCAACCUCUGUUUGUUUUGGCAGCAAUAGCAAUGAUGCAUCCGUAGUCAAAUCAUUGGAUAAAUCAGUUUACUUGGAUGUUUCAUUACCACCAAAUGCCACUGUUACCGUUCCAUGCUGGGUUCGUGGUAUGUCUGUUGGAAGACACACCCUUCGUUGUUUGGUUUACUAUGAAUCUGAAGCUGGUAAUACCGAUUUGAAAUAUCGUUUAGCUCGUUGCCAAACCCAAUUCGACGUUAGACCAUCAAUUAGAAUCUCUUCACUUUCACAACAAUCCUGCUCUGGUUUAAACUCUUAUCUUUUAGGUGUUGAAGUCGAUAAUCCAAUUAUUGGUGGCGGUGGCGAUAGCUUUAACCUUAAACAAAUCUCUUCCAUCAGUAAUUUUUGGAAGAUUGAACCGCUAUCAUACAAUGCAGAUGUACCAAAUCCCUCUAUAGUCUCUUUAAAUCCUGGACAAUUUACAAACUUAUUCUUUAGAAUUGAACCAAGCGAAAAAAAUAUAUUAAAAGAUAACCAAAAUCAAAAAGAUAUUUCAAUAACAAAUAUUAGCUUUUAUAAAAAUGAACCAAUGUAUGACAGUAGCUCUUUCCCAAUUUACAACUUUUUAGAAUAUGAAAAAUUAAAUCAUGAGUUACAACAACAACAACAGCAACAACAAAACCAACAAUCAAAUAACCAACAACCACAACAACAGCAACAGCAACCACAAAUUAGUCACCAACAGUCACAACAGCAACUACUUUUAAAUAACUAUAAUAAUUUAAAUGAUAAUAAUCCUCUAAUUGAUAAUCAUCCAAAUCAAAUUGAUUUAUUAAUAUACUGGGAAUGUAACAAUAAUAAUAGAAUGGGUGUUUUAAAUAGCCCAAAUAUUUCAUUUUUACCAACACAUUACAGCGACUCCUCACUCUCUAUGCCAUGGGGAUCGUGGAAGAAUACAACAUCCCCAUCAGGUAAAACCAUUGCUUAUCCAUCAUUAAAACUACCACUUCGUUAUAAAAUCAAAUCCCAACAUUCAAUUAAACACAACUUUGAAAAUGAUAGAUUCUGUACCGUUCCAUUAAAACUCUCACUUUCAAACUGCUCAUUUGUUCAUCCACUUCAACUCUCAAUCGAAACACUUUUACCUCACGAAAAUAUAGAUCAAACCACCCAUUCAACAUCCCAAUAUUUCUGGACUGGUGCUACAAAGUAUAAUAUCGAAUUAAAGCCACAAGAAAUUACAGAUUUACAAUUACAUUGUUGUUUCACUAAAUUUGGAGUUUAUAAUAUAAAUAGAUUUAAAAUCAAUGUAAAAUUAUCAAAUGAAAUUCAUAAAGAAAUUUAUUCAACAAUUCAACAUUUAAUAAAUAUUGAACCAUAA